Molecule: messenger RNA, 1144 nt
Organism: Micropterus salmoides (largemouth bass)
Lineage: Eukaryota; Metazoa; Chordata; Actinopteri; Centrarchiformes; Centrarchidae
Biological process (GO): biosynthetic process
Source: RefSeq, a predicted model, not a curated record
CGACAGGACUUGCCAGUCUCGCGAUAUGAGGAAGAACCAAGUCCAUGGAAUGUUUCCUUACUUUUUAGCGCUUUACUCGCUUGUAACCGUUAAAUAGUACGUAACCAACGAGGGAACACCGCUCACAACGGAGCGACGUUUAUUCCGGUUCAGAGGUGAAAUGAAAGCCGUAAUUCUCGCCGCCGGGUACGGAACCAGGCUCCAGAGGGAUGUGGUGGCCGACUGCAGCGGGAGAUUCGCUCACCUGGCCGGCACUGCGAAGCCGCUGCUGCCGGUGGGACGGUGCGCUCUGAUGUCCCACUGGGUCCACGCGCUGACCGCCUCCUGCUGCGUGGACUGCAUUUAUGUUGUUACUAACGCAGUUUACCAUGCUGCAUUUGAAGAGUGGGCAUCACGUUUCACAAAUGUCAAGAUUGUCUGCGAUCAGACCACAAGCAAUGAUGGGCGUCUUGGUGCUGUGGCCUGCCUGCAACUUGCAGUAAAGCACUUCAAGAUAGACGACCAUGUAUUAGUAAUUGGGGGUGACACCCUCUUCAAAGAAGAUUUUAGCCUCAGUAAAGUAAAAGCGAGGUUUGUUGACCUCCAGGCAAAGUGUGAGGACUGCUGUCUGCUGCUCUCGUACGAGUGCAAAGAAGAGGAAACUCAUAAAUAUGGGAUACUGGAGGUAGACAGUGAUCUUCGUGUCCUCUGCAUGAAGGAGAAACCUCUUCCUUCUGAGACGAAGUCGAGGAGAGCAUGUCCCUGUUUUUAUGUGUUUUCAAAAAAAAGCCUUCCUCUGUUGGAUUUCAUGGAGGAAAAGAAGGAGGCUCCUAUUGAUGAGAAAGACGCCCCAGGAAACUUUGUGUCUUGGCUCAUUCCAAGGAAGCCAGUAUAUAGUCAUCAGAUUUCUGGCCGUUUCGAUGUUGGAAACUUGCCUUCCUACAUUGAAUGUGACCUUUACUUCAGAGAAAAGCUUCAAGAUCUUGAGACUUACAUGGUGUAGAGAACACAGGAAACACCAUAUUUAUUAUUAUGAUCAAAGACGAGUACAAAAACUAUCUAAAUCCCUAAGAAUCUGUAUGUAACAUUAAAAUCAAGAUUUAAAUUGUAAAUAUGCCUUUGAAUAUUAGUUGAAUGUAAUUUUAUAAUAAUGUGCUAUUAAAAA